ACCACGCUCGCACACCGCAGGUAUCCACCCACAUUGUCUUUGUGUUGCGUGCCCCGCCAAACCCCCGCAACUCUUUCCCCGAUCCGGCGGCGACCACUACCUCGUCGCCGGCCCCAGCGCCACCGCCGCGCCAUGGACCCGGAGGCGGUGCGGAGGACCCUCGAGCCCACUGCUUCCGCCGCGGACAUCUCGGGCUCCACCCCUUACGACUCCUUCGUCAUCAGCGGCGUCCGCCUCGAGGCCGCCGAGCACGGCAGCGUCCUCUGCUCCUUCGUCGUCACCCCCCGUAUCGCCAGCCCCCAAGGGUACCUUCUCAGCGGCGUCACGGCAACGCUCGCCGACCAGUUGGGCUCGGCCGUGUUCUUCUCCAGCGGGGUGGGCACGAGCGGGGUCUCCCUCGAGAUCAGCGUGUCCUACGUCGACACGGCCGCCGUCGGGGAAGAAAUAGAGGUUGAGGCGAAGCUAUUGCGUGCUGGAAAAUCAGUCGGUGUUAUCUCUGUUGAUUUCAGGAAGAAAAGGAGUGGCAAAUUGAUGGCUCAGGCGCGUCAUACAAAGUACCUUGCUGUAUCUAGCAGAUUGUGAGGAUUCCCUUCAGUUGUAAGAUAAAAACAUGGUUUUGUCCAGCUCUUCGCUGCCCUUUAUCAAUAGACAACAGCAACACAAUGUAGUGCUCCAUUGUUUAAGAAAGGCUGGUUAUAUCCAUAUGAAAUUCUGUAACGCAUACCGCUCUGCCCAUUUCAUGUUCGCUUUUCAACCUUUGUCAGAUAAUA
Molecule: messenger RNA, 770 nt
Organism: Triticum dicoccoides
Lineage: Eukaryota; Viridiplantae; Streptophyta; Magnoliopsida; Poales; Poaceae
Product: acyl-coenzyme A thioesterase 13-like
Exons: 3
Coding region: 133-582 (149 amino acids)
Molecular function (GO): fatty acyl-CoA hydrolase activity
Source: RefSeq, a predicted model, not a curated record